UAUCGCUCUCUCUGAUCUAUAAAUACAGAUAGUGUGAAUCGUAGCGGGCGUAUCGGUGUGAAGGACAGCUCCUCUUCCUCUUCUUCUUCUUAGACACACACAUACACAGACAGAAAGAGAAAGAGAAGCGUAGAUCUAUUUGUUGCUUCAAGGUCGCGCUCUUCCUCAGAUCGUCUGUGAUUGCUGAUUGAUAGAUAAUUUGGGUUGGUUUUGAAAAUUUGAAGGUGAAAAAUGGGGCUGUCUUUCACGAAGCUUUUCAGUCGGCUCUUUGCCAAGAAAGAGAUGCGUAUUCUGAUGGUGGGUCUCGAUGCGGCUGGUAAGACCACCAUUCUCUACAAGCUCAAGCUCGGCGAGAUCGUCACCACCAUUCCCACCAUUGGAUUCAAUGUGGAGACUGUGGAAUACAAGAACAUCAGCUUUACCGUCUGGGAUGUUGGGGGUCAGGACAAGAUCCGACCUUUGUGGAGGCAUUACUUCCAAAACACACAAGGACUUAUCUUUGUGGUUGAUAGUAAUGAUCGUGACCGUGUCGUUGAAGCCAGGGAUGAGCUGCACAGGAUGUUGAAUGAGGAUGAGUUGAGGGAGGCUGUCCUCCUUGUAUUUGCAAAUAAGCAAGAUCUUCCAAAUGCCAUGAAUGCUGCUGAAAUUACUGAUAAGCUUGGCCUUCACUCCCUCCGUCAACGCCACUGGUAUAUCCAGAGUACAUGUGCCACAUCUGGUGAAGGACUGUACGAGGGACUUGACUGGCUCUCAAACAAUAUUGCAAACAAGGCAUAGAUGGUGUUGAAUUUUGUGCGGUGACGAAGUUGGACAUUGAUCCUCGGUGCUCUGCAUUUGCUACCGUUUUAAGUACCUUAUUUUACCGUGUUUGUGUUUUCUUUUGCAAACAGUGCCUUUUUUUACCUGUAGUCUAUAAGAAUAAUUCGUAAGUUGUCAAUUUUUCUCACGGUAUUAACUCAAUAGCAUUGUUUCCCCGAUUGUUUGUGUAAUGAAAUAGCUGCCAUUUCUUUGUUUA
Molecule: messenger RNA, 1015 nt
Organism: Prunus persica (peach)
Lineage: Eukaryota; Viridiplantae; Streptophyta; Magnoliopsida; Rosales; Rosaceae
Product: ADP-ribosylation factor 2
Exons: 7
Coding region: 232-777 (181 amino acids)
Biological process (GO): vesicle-mediated transport; intracellular protein transport
Cellular component (GO): cytoplasm
Molecular function (GO): GTP binding; GTPase activity
Source: RefSeq, a predicted model, not a curated record